CGUUUUUUCAUUCUUUUUUCCUUUUGAUAUAUUUAUUUUUUAAAAUGCAGUCAACUACUUCAAAAGUGUUAAGAGCUACUAUCCGUCAAUCACCUAUCGUUAGACGCACCUUCCAACAAAGAUUCAACGCCACUGCUGUUGAAGCUCCUAAAAAAACUUUUUCCAAAUGGAAGGCUACCAAGAAUCUUGCCAAGGUCGGUGCAGUAGGUUUCGUUGGUUAUACUUUUUAUAGCAUGUAUGAACAUUCUCAUCCCGUCAUGGAUCCUACUCCUGCUGAUCCUAGUAAAAAGACUAUUGUCAUCCUUGGAAGUGGUUGGGCAAGUACCUCAUUCUUAAAGUCCAUUGAUACUGAGCUUUAUAAUGUGGUUGUUGUCUCUCCUCGUAACUACUUUUUGUUCACACCUCUUUUACCUUCCACCACCGUGGGUACUAUCGAUCAUCGUUCUAUCGUUGAACCUAUUCGCUUCAUCACUCGUCAUAAGCCUAAUGAGGUUAAGGUCUUUGAAGCCGAAUGUACAGAGAUUGAUUCUGACAAGAAGAUUAUUACUAUUGUUGAUAACUCCGAAGUGAAGGGUGACAGAGCUACCAGCACCAUUUCUUACGAUUAUUUGGUCGUCGGUGUCGGCGCCCAAAGUCAAACCUUUGGUAUCAAGGGUGUUGAGGAAUACGGUUGUUUCUUAAAGGAGGUUUGGGAUGCUCAAAAGAUUCGUACAAAGUUGAUGGAUUGUAUUGAAACUGCUGCUUUCCCUGGUCAAGCUGCUGAAGAAAUUGAGCGUUUGUUGCAUAUGGUCGUCGUUGGUGGUGGUCCUACUGGUAUUGAAUAUGCUGCUGAACUUCACGAUUUCCUUGCUGAAGAUUUAAGCGCUUGGUAUCCUGAACUUGUCGGUAAGAUCAAGAUUACUCUUAUUGAGGCUAUGCCCAAUGUUCUUCCUGCGUUCUCCAAGCAAUUGAUUGAUUAUACCGAAUCUACUUUUAAGGAACAACAUAUUUCUCUUCACACAAAGACUAUGGUCAAGGAAGUAAAGGAAAAGGAGAUUAUUGUACAAGGACCUAGUGGAGAGAAGGAAGCCAUGCCUUACGGUUUAUUGGUCUGGGCUACCGGUAACACCACCCGCCCCUUAAUCAGAAACUUAAUGGCUCAACACCCCGAGACACAAAAUAUCCGUCGUGGUUUGGCUGUUGAUGACUGGCUCAGAAUGGCUGGCACCAACGAUAUUUAUGCUCUUGGCGAUGCCACAGCUACAAAAUAUGCACCUACUGCUCAAGUAGCUGCACAACAAGGUAAGUAUUUGGCCCGUGUCUUUGCCCAAUUACAUGCUACUGAGCAAUACGAGAGUGAGUUGGAACUUGCUGCUACACCCGAAGAAAAGGCCAAGAAAGCCCGUAAAUUGCAAAAGGCCCAAGAUAUCAAACCUUUCCAUUAUUCCCAUCAAGGUUCUCUUUGUUAUAUUGGCUCUGAUAAGGCUAUUGCUGAUUUACCAUUCGGCCCUGGUAACUUAGCUUCCGGUGGUGUUGCCACCUAUGCUUUCUGGCGUUCCGCUUAUGUUUCUAGCUUGUUCUCUGCUCGUAACAAGUGGUUAGUUGUUACUGAUUGGACCAAGAAGACUUUCUGGGGUCGUGAUAUCUCCAGAGAGUAAACAUACUUUUUUCUGCAUUUUUUUAUUUUUUUAAUCCCCCACCACCGCCUUUAGAAACCUACCCUUUCAACCAGAUACAUGACAUAAACUUUAUAUUUUUUUUUUCAUUCA
Messenger RNA from Mucor mucedo, 1748 nucleotides. Its product is annotated as pyridine nucleotide-disulfide oxidoreductase-domain-containing protein. Bases 45 to 1637 code for a protein of 530 amino acids. The transcript has 5 exons. Gene Ontology annotation, molecular function: NADH dehydrogenase activity. The record is from RefSeq and is a predicted model, not a curated record. NCBI's taxonomy places the organism in Eukaryota, Fungi, Mucoromycota, Mucoromycetes, Mucorales, Mucoraceae.